UUAUUUUCAAUAAUAUAAUAUAUAUGUGUGCGCGCACGUAUUUAUGCUACCAUGUAACUAGAUAGGUUAAAUUUUCUUAGAAUUGAGUUUUAGGCCUAACUCAAUGGGCUCUAGUUUAUAAACACUUAUUCAGGCCAUAUCACAACCGAUGCGUGACUUCUUAACAUCCCGCUCGCGCCAAGCACUAUGGGCUUGAGGCGCGGAUAUGAAUGGUGGAGGGCCCAAUCAGAAACCUGAUUGCAGGCGGCCUGACGAAGUGGCCCAGCGAAUUGUUGAUAGGCUCUGAUACCAUCUUAGAAUUGAGUUUUGGGGUUAUAACUCAACCUUACAAAACCGGUUUGUAAAGUGAGAAUUGUCUUAUAAAACACUUAGUCAGCCAUAUCGCAACCGAUGUACGUACUUAUUAAACGUUGUAGUUGUGCGCAAAUAUUGAUAUGGGAAAUAUUCUUCACGGUGCUAGUAACGACAUGCAUCUUCCUUACAAAAUACAACUGGGAAAGCAUGCGACCAUCAUUAUCAUUAAGUCAAAAACAUGUCACUCUAAAUUACAAACGUUUGACCCGAAUUUGUGUAUGUCAUACACCGUAGAUGGAUCGACAUGUCGCCUCGCGUAUGUGAGAAAUUGCUCCGAAAAUUAUAAACUGAUCAAUAGCUUAACGUUCUUCAUGACUGAUGAUACAUUUUCAAAAGCUUCUGUUUAUUUAACUAUUGCAAAUAGCGAAAACACUAAUGGUCUAUACUUUGUUACCGAGGGUCCAACCAUUGACCAACCUAUAGAUGAAGAAAAGUUGAAUUACGUUAAGUCCAACAGUACUACUACUAAUAUGUUGGGUGUUGUUACUGAAACUAUUGUAGUAGCUUAUGGGAAUGGAAGCAAGGGGGGUUAUAUUAUAACUGAGAAGAAGAAAAGGAGUAAAGAUGAACCACCAUAUAUGGCCACUAUAGCGCACUAUUACGCUGUUAGUAAUGGAAAUUUUUUUAGUCGAAGUAAAUUAGAUAUAGGCCUUUCCGUGAUCGUUAAGGUACGAGCGUCAAAUGAAGCGGGUUUAGAUCUUAAGAUCGAGGGACCUGUGCAACACCCUGUUGCGGCAUUAUAUUAUAUGUUUGAGGAAGUGACUAAAUCGGGGAUUUGGAAGCUGACAUCUUGUCCUCAUUGUGCAAAAAUUCAGAAGAUGCCGCGUAAUCUCAUGCCUUGGCAGCAAUCUGAGAGUGAAGACAGUGCAAAUUUUCAACCACCACGACGUAAUGACAACAAACAAAUCACAAGUUUUAUUGCAAAUGAUGGUGCAAUUAAAGGAAAUCACAAUGGAAAUGUGAUUGUGAGCAGUAGGCAAUCAUUUUUUGGAAGAAAAUUUUAAUUUGGUAGUGAACUUUAUCUCUAUGCUUAGAUUAGAUAUACGUGUGCUAAAUAGUGUAGUGUUGUACAAGAACUUGUAUAUAUUAACUCGUUUCUAAAAAAUGUUAAUUUGUGAUCAAAUUAAUAUUAUAUGGAUCACUCUCAAAUCAAUUAUAUCCAUUAUAGGAGAGCAACUUUGCUAUAUUUGUAUUUGCUCCAUUUAUCAUUUUCAAAUUAUGAAGGUGGGACAUGU
Trifolium pratense (red clover) is the source of this 1589-nucleotide messenger RNA. RefSeq lists its product as uncharacterized. The coding region runs from base 435 to 1358 and encodes 307 amino acids. The transcript is spliced from 2 exons. The record is from RefSeq and is a predicted model, not a curated record. Lineage: Eukaryota; Viridiplantae; Streptophyta; Magnoliopsida; Fabales; Fabaceae.